This is a messenger RNA of Paralichthys olivaceus (Japanese flounder), 4267 nucleotides long. Its product is annotated as lysine-specific demethylase 9. The record is from RefSeq and is a predicted model, not a curated record. Gene Ontology annotation, cellular component: nucleus. Lineage: Eukaryota; Metazoa; Chordata; Actinopteri; Pleuronectiformes; Paralichthyidae.
GCUGCACGCAGUCGGUGCAAAAUAGACUUCAACUCCCAUGCAGCAUUGCGGUGUAAACAAACUACACGACCCAGAGCUCCGUGCGUCACGCGUGCGCAACGGGGCCAAAAGCGCCGAGGAGGACUACAGGCGCGCGGCUCGCGGACUACAGUGUGCCGGGGACGUGCGCGCCGAGAGUCCGGAGACCUUUAAAUGUUGUGUACGUGCAAAGAUGGCAGCUGAAGUGGAGCAGGUGCGAGAGAGAGUGGGAGAGGAGAAGGUGAGGGACAGUCUGCAGAGGUUCAUCAAGGAGAGGAAGAGGAGGAAGAGGAAGAGGGAGCUGUCAGCGGACAGACUGGAGAGGAGUGAGGAAGAGGCGAAGAGAGUGAAGCUCCAUCAUCAUCAUCAUCAUCACCAUCACCACCAGCAUCAACACGCUGAGCACCGGAGCCUCCCGCCGCAUCAGCUGCUGCACAAUCCCAAACCUCACAACGUGGACAAGCAUGUCCUCCACCACCACCACAGUCUCACCAGCGGGGCGAAGAGGAGGCUGCAGCCGGCUCUGCCUCCUACUCCGCCGCCGCCGCCACCUCCUCCUCCUCCUGCGCGGAAGGUGCCGCCGGUGCAGCUGCAGAAGAAGCGACCCCCGGAGCCUCCUGCGCUCUUCACGUUCACGCCUCUCAAAGUGGUCAAGGCCAAAGCGGCGCAGGAUCUGAGAGAGAAGCACCGGGACACCGAGCUGAGGCUGCAGCUGAAGAAGGAGAACACCGAGGCCAACGUGAAGCACAGCGAGCUGAAGAAGAAGAAGAAGAAGAAGGAGCCGCGGCCUCACAACGAGAACAUCGAGUCCUUGACGCUGGAGGAGUAUCUCCUGAAGAAGAGGAAGAAGAAGAAGGAGAAGCAUGAGGAUGAGCACCGUGCCAAGAAGGUCCGACACAUGCACCACAAAGCGGUUCAGACCGUGGGAGCAGAUCUCAGUCUGACGAUCCGCCCUGAAACGUCUCGGCCUGGCACGGUGAAGCGCGAGAGCAAUCGCCAGCCGAGCAGAGACACUAUGGCCAACCACCAACCCUACCUCCAUGCUCUCAAACUGGGUCACGUCCCCUUCCUGUCCCACCAGGAUCACUACAUCCGCAGCUCCUCCCUGCAGACAGGCACCUGGUAUGGACGCCUCAUGCACGAGGAAAGGCAAGCCAACGGCGGGGGGUCCGUCCUGCACGCCUACGCCGAUGAGCUGGCCUGCCUCAGUCCGGCUGAGAUGGAGAGCUUCGCCCAGGAGUUCCUGGAGUUGGCCUUCGCUGAGAAGCCGAGAGGUGCAGCCUCCUAUGCCCUGGCGGUGGUGCACAGGGCGGCCGCCUACCUGCCCGACUUCCUGGACUACUUUGCUUUCAACUUCCCCAACACGCACGUCAAGAUGGAGAUAUUGGGCAAGAAAGACAUUGAGACCACAACUAUUGCCAACUUUCACUCUCAGGUGAACCGGACUUACUGUUCCGGAACAUAUCGGGCUGGACCCAUGAGGCAGAUCAGUUUGGUCGGAGCUGUGGAUGAGGAGGUCGGAGACUAUUUCCCAGAGUUCCUUGACAUGUUGGAGGAAUCACCUUUUCUCAAGAUGACCCUCCCCUGGGGAAGCCUCUCCAGCCUGAAGCUGGACUGUCGCUCUCAGAGUGACGAUGGGCCGAUCAUGUGGGUGCGACCAGGGGAACAAAUGGUUCCCACCGCUGACAUGCCCAAGUCUCCUUUCAAACGACGCCGGUCAAUGAAUGAGAUCAAAAAUCUGCACUAUCUGCCGAGGGCCAGCGAACCCAGAGAGGUUCUGUUCGAGGACCGGACGAAGGCCCACGCCGACCACGUCGGUCAGAGCUUCGACUGGCAGAGCACUGCAGCUGUUGGGGUGCUGAAGGCUGUGCACUUCGGAGAAUGGAACAACCGACCUCGGAUAACCAAGGAUGUCGUGUGUUUCCAGGCGGGAGACUUCAACGAAGUCGUCCAGAGGCUGCAGCUCGAUCUGUACGAGCCCCCAGUGUCUCAGUGUGUCCAGUGGGUGGACGACGCCAAGCUCAACCAGCUGAGGAGGGAAGGCAUCCGGUACGUCCGUGUGCAGCUGUGUGACGACGACAUUUACUUCAUCCCAAGGAACGUCAUCCACCAGUUCAAGACGGUGUCUGCGGUCUGUAGCCUGGCUUGGCACAUCCGUCUCAAACAGUACCACUCGGAGGACAAGGUCAAGGAGGAGGAGCCGCUGCAGCAGCGCAGCGAUAUCAGCCCCACCACAGGCCGGGUCUCGUUUUCCUCCCCUGCCAGUCCGGACGGCACCGUCACCCCGUGUGCGCGACCGCAGGGUGACAACAUCCGAGGCGGAGUGGCCAAGGCCGAAGAACCGGAGUUCCAGAGGCCAGCAACACCUCCGCGGGAGCCUCAGCCGGCACCGCCGCAACCCACCAAGUCCGCUCGCUCGCCCCCAACUUACCAGGAUCUUCACUUUUCCCUGGCGACAGUCCACCCUGGCUGCACGCCGUCAAAAGAGCCGACACUUCCAAAAUCUUUGGGCCACACUACUCAGUUCCCUCAAUGAUCUUUCUCCUCCAAUACAAACCUCUCUCCACUGUCAGAGGAGCAAGGGUGAAGAACUUUUAGACUAAAACUGACAACUGAACGUCAAUCAGGAAACAUUUCGAUCUGAUUUAUUCUUCACGUAUUUUUUAAAAUCUUUAAACGUGGGUGAAAAUGUCCCCGGUUUGUUUUCCGACAAUAAUACUCUUUCUUACCGUCUUCACCUGGACUGGAACUCUCUGCUGUCUCAGUGAAAAGGUUUGCAUCAUGUAAAGAGAGACAUUUUUAUUUUAUCAUUUCCUGGCAGAUUUGUUUCACUGAGGCAUUUGAAGUCACAGGUGAUCUGAUUGUAUAAAAUACUUGUGAGUUCGACUAACUUUAGCCAAAAGAGACUUAAUCGUGAAUCCAGACCUUUACCACCAAUCAAAUCCUGCCACACGUCGGAAUGAGUGGAUUGGCCACAGCCUGGACAGAUGGAGAAAUUAACCCAACUCUUUUAUUUUGAAAUACUUAUCUUAGAAAUUGAGGAAGAGACAUUUUCUUCACACUUUAUUUUGAAACUAAGCGACACACGAUCUAAUUACGCUCUCAUCCACUUUAUAAGUUGCACUUACUGCACGUGAUUCUUUUAUUUAAAUUUUCUAUUGUGCCCUUUUUCUUACUGUUGAUACUGUUUUUGAUAUUUUAUUUAUUUUCUUAAGAUUGAACUUAACACACAAACACAGGUUUUAUAACCGGUGAUGAAGACUGAAGAAGAAGAUGAUCUAAUUACAGGAGCUCCUGUGAAUCUAUCCGCUAUUAUGAAUAAUCGUGUGGAUGUACGUCUUCGGACUUUGUUUUGUAAAUAUCACGUUAUGUAGUUAAUCGCUGAGAAUAUGUGAAUCCUGUCCGUGCACUCAUUCUUCAUUUGAUUAAAAUCUAUUCACAUGUUUUUAGUUGUUGAACUGGUGACGUCACUGCAGGUCGAUGAAGGCGCAGUUGUAGGAUCGUGUUUUUAUUAAAGGAACUUUUUAUACAGAAUGAACUCCCACGAAUCACCUCUGUCGGUUAGUUUGCUCAUUUAUUUGUUCGUCUGCUUGAUCUUGGUGACAAAAAACUACCCAGAUUCAUUUAGUGCAGCUUGACUGAAUUUAAGGAGAGUGUUGGUUUUCACCCCAAAAUUACUACAACUACAAAAUAAGAUUUCCAGGAAAUUUAGAGAAAGGACCACUAAAAUUUCGGCGUGGAUCAAAUCAGGAGGCAGAUCUAGGAAUUAGUUUUGCACUUACUUUAACAUUUACAUAUUUCCGAUGGGCCUCGGCGGAGGUAUGAGCUCCGAGCAAGGCUUUUAUUGUGUAAAAUCUGUGCUGUAAAGGAAGUGAGGAUGUGAUCCCGCCACCGAGUUAGUGCCUUGUUCUGUGUGUAGGGUUUUAGCCUGGUUUAAAACUGUCAGGUUUAUCUGUUGGUGAGCAGGAUGCAGAAGAGGCAGCCAUCAUGUUUUAAUUGAUUUUAUUUUACUGAUGCUUUUUGAUUCCUACGUCUGCUGGUGCAAAGAAUCACUGCAUCAUAUUUUGCCUUGAACACAUUAGAUCCCCGUCUGGAGGCGGAGGGGUUAUCUGCGUGUGUCGGGUGUCAUAGGGUGUCAUAAGGACUCACUGAAUCGAUGUAGAAAUAAAUUGACAGUUCAAAUUCUGUCACUUGUUGUGAUGAUUGCCGUUGUUGAUGUUUGUCCUCGGACGUCUUUUCCUGGGUUAAU